This is a messenger RNA of Hemicordylus capensis (graceful crag lizard), 5563 nucleotides long. Its product is annotated as zinc finger protein ZFP2-like. Gene Ontology annotation, cellular component: nucleus. Bases 496 to 2769 code for a protein of 757 amino acids. Gene Ontology annotation, biological process: central nervous system development; regulation of transcription by RNA polymerase II. The record is from RefSeq and is a predicted model, not a curated record. Lineage: Eukaryota; Metazoa; Chordata; Lepidosauria; Squamata; Cordylidae. The transcript is spliced from 7 exons. Gene Ontology annotation, molecular function: RNA polymerase II cis-regulatory region sequence-specific DNA binding; DNA-binding transcription factor activity, RNA polymerase II-specific.
AGACAAGAGCUGCACAACGAGCACUGCGGGUUCUUGUUGGACUAUCGCCCUUUGCGGGUCACACGCAUCCUGAAGGGGGUGGGAAGACGCUCUAUCUCUCUGCUCUAUCAUGCUUUGUCUCCGAGAGGAAGGGAAUUGUGGAAAGCGGCGGGAUCCGCUGCAGAGCAAAUGCCCCUUUUGAUGCUGAAUGGAGCAUUUCCUGGGUGGGUGGAGCUAGUGUCCAUCGUGACGUGAGGCAGCAAAGCGACUUCACUUCCCUGCUUUUAGCCGGAGGCGCUCCUGGAAGCGUCUUUCACCCCGAAGUCAGAAGGAGCUGCAGCGUCCACGCCUCUCCCUUUGGGGGAAGGUGACCCUGGUCUUCUCCCGCGGCGGGAGGGGGGGCGGAAUCUGAUCCCGCUCGCCAACUGUUGCUUAGGUCAGUGUUGUCUGCACUGACCGGCAGCAGCUCUCCAGGUUUGUCCCCCCUCGCCUGCACACCCUCCUUUGGCCCGGCCGAUGCCAGGGAAUAAACGUGGGGUUCUUGCGUGCAGAAAGCUCCUGAAAGGGAGGAAUAAAGGAGAAUGGAAUUUGGGUGUCACAGACCUCCGUCCCUUGGAAGGUACCGUUUGGAGGCUGCUUUGGAGCAGAUUAAAAAUGGAAAAGGGAGACUCGGCUGGCCAUGAAGCAGGAAAAGGCCCUGAAACCAACCUGGCUGGGAGCACUGGGGAAUUCUGGGAAAGGACAGAGAAGAAGAUCCAGGAAGAGGACACCAGCAGCUCAGAUGCACAGUGCCAGCGCUUCAGGCAGUUGUGCUACCAGGAGACCAAGGGGCCUCGAGAGGUUUGCAGCCAGCUUCACCAGCUUUGUCGACAGUGGUUGAAGCCAGAGAGAUGCACAAAAGCUCAGAUGCUGGACCUGGUGAUCCUGGAGCUGUUCCUGACCGUCCUGCCCCCGGAGAUGGAGAGAUGGGUGAGAGAAUGCGGAGCGGAGACCAGUUCCCAGGCGGUGUCCCUGGCAGAAGGUUUCCUCUUGAGCCAGGCAGAGGAGAAGCAGCAGGAAGAUCAGCAGACGCAAGGACUGUUGACAGAAGCGGUCCCUGAUUUCCAUGAGGCAGAGACGGACCCAUCGGACACUAGGCAUAUGCCCUUGUCCAGGGAGACCUUGCAUGAGGAGGGCAGUGGUGCCUCCUUGCUGGGGGCUGGCAUGACUCUGCCUCUGCAUUCUCAGCCAUCUCUUCCUUCGGGUGGAGUGGGAGGCGCUUCAGGACGACCAGAUCAGGGCCAGGUGACCUUUGAGGACGUGGCCGUGCAUUUCACAGAGGAGGAGUGGGCUCUGCUGGAUUCUGGCCAAAAGACUCUGCACAGGGAAGUCAUGGAAGAGAAUGGUUGGAUUGUGGCCUCUCUGGCAGGUGACAGUCGGAGGAGGAAGGAGGAGGCAAAUCCUUUUGGAGGAUAUUUGGGAAGUGUAAGAUGGAAGAAGAAGGAAAAACAGAAAAAGAAAACGGAAACAAAAUGGAAGAAGAGGAUUGGACCAUUUGCUACUCAGCCUGGUGAUGUCCAUGAAAAUGGAAUGCAAAAAACAAUGCAGAAAGAAAGAGAAAGAAGGCUGCAGAAUCUGAGAAGGAAAAGCUUCAGUUCAAGCUUUAAACUUCAGUGGAAAAUGCCCAGAGAUGAGAAAUCAUAUACAUGCUUGGAGUGCGGAAGGAGUUUCAGACGGAAGGGAAAUCUUACUAGGCAUCAAAGAACCCAUACUGGAGAGAAACCAUAUAAAUGCUUGGAGUGUGGAAGAAGCUUCAGCACUAAUGCCCACCUUACUGUGCAUCAAAGAACACACACAGGAGAGAAACCAUAUAAAUGUCUGGUGUGUGGAAAGAGCUUCAGUGAAAGUGGAACACUUACUGUGCAUCAAAGAACACACACAGGAGAGAAACCAUAUAAAUGUCUGGUGUGUGGAAAGAGCUUCAGUGAAAGUGGAACACUUACUGUGCAUCAACGAACCCACACAGGAGAGAAACCAUAUAAAUGCUUGGAGUGUGGAAAGAACUUUAAUGAGAAUGGAAAGCUUACUGUGCAUCAACGAACUCACACAGGAAUGAAACCAUAUAAAUGCUUGGAGUGUGGCAAGAGUUUCAUCCAUAAGGUAGCUCUUACUUUACAUUGUAGAAUCCAUACUGGGGAAAAACCAUAUAAAUGUUUGGAGUGUGGAAAGAGCUUCAGUGAAAGUGGAAAGCUUACUGUGCAUCAACGAACCCACACAGGAGAGAAACCAUAUAUAUGCUUGGAGUGUGGAAGGAGCUUCAGGGAGAAUGGAAAGCUUACUAGGCAUCAAAGAAUCCAUACAGGAGAGAAACUAUAUAAAUGUAUGGAGUGUGGAAAAAGCUUCAGUCAAAAUGGAACACUUACUAUGCAUCAAAGAACCCACACAGGGGAGAAACCAUAUAAAUGUCUGGUGUGUGGAAAGAGCUUCAGUGUGAAUGGAACACUUGCUAUACAUAAAAGAACCCACACAGGAGAGAAACCGUAUAAAUGCUUGGAGUGUGCAAAGAGCUACAGCAGCAAUGCAUGCCUUACUGUGCAUCAAAGAACCCACACAGAGAAACCAUAUAAAUGCUUGGAGUGUGGAAAGAGCUUCAGCGUGAAUGGGAAGCUUACUGUACAUCAAAGAACACACACUGGAGAGAAACCAUACAAAUGUCUGGUGUGUGGAAAGAGCUUCAGUGAAAGUGGAAAUCUUACUAGGCAUCAAAGAAUCCACACUGGUGUGAAACCAUAUAAAUGUUUGGAGUGUUGAAAAAGCUUCAGCGGCGAUACAUGCCUUACUGUGCAUCUAAGAACCCACACAGGAGAGAAACCACACCAUGCAUAAUUGUGUAGACCUCUAUCAUGCCUCCCCUCAGUCGUCAUUUUUCUAAACGAAAAAGCCUCAGGUGGUGCAGCCUUGCCUCUAGGUGCUCUAGGCCCCUGAUCAUCUUGAUUGCCUUCUUCUGCAAGUUUUCCAGUUCUACAAUGUCCUUCUUAAGAUCUGGUGACCGGAAAUGAACACAGUACUCCAAAUGUGGCUGUACCAUAGUUUUGUAUAAGGGCCUCAUAAUAUUAGCAGUUUUAUUUUCAAUCCCCUUUCUGAUAAUUCCAAGCAUGGAAUUUGCCUUUUUCACAGCUGCUGCACAUUGAACCAAGACUUUCAAUGAGCUGUCCACCACAACCCCAAGAUCCCUCUCCUGACAGCCUGAUCUCAUAAGAGUAUAUGUGAAGUUGGGUUUUUUUGCCCCAGUGUGCACCAUUUUACACUUUAUUUUAUUCAUUCUUUAAUUCAUUCAUUCAUUCAUUCAUUCAAUUUUUAUACCACCCUUCCAAAAAGGCUCAGGGCACUUGCUAACAUUGAACCGCAUUUGCCAUUUUGUUGCCCACUCCCCCAGUGUGGAGAGCUCCUUUUCACAAUAACUCUUUGCAAUCUCUUUUGGUAUUCACUACCUUAAUUAGUUGGGUGUCAUCUGCAAAUUUGGCCACCUCAUUGCUUACCCCAACUUCUGAACCAUUUAUCAAUAAAUUAAGAAGCACUGCUCCCAGUACAGAUCCCUGGGGAACCCCACCUCCUACCUAUCUCCAUUUAGAGAACUUUCCCUUUAUAAUCUCUGCUCUGCUUCCUGUCCUGCAAUCAGUUACCAAUCCACACAUGAAACUGUCCCCUUAUCCCAUGACUGCUAAGUUUUCUCAAAGAGUCUAUGAUGAGGAACUUUGUUGAAAGCUUUUUGAAAGUCCAGGUAUACUGUGUCCACUGGAUAGCCUUUAUCCACACACCUGUUGACACUCUCAAAGAACUCCAAAAGGUUGGCGAGGCAAGACGUACCACUGCAGAAGCCCAAUUGGCUGAUGGAAGAGGAAUCUGUCACAUAGUACUCCUAUGUUAUCAUUAUGCUCCUCUUCAUAAUGAAGGGGAAAGAAGAACCAAGGAAGUGCUGGAAAGAUUUAAAAUCAUGAUGCAACUUCAGGUUGAGCUCCUCCAAAAGCUGUUGUGAUCCAAACGUUUCCUGCAAAUGUUUUUAGUUUCUCUUUCAGUAUUUUCUGCUUAGUUAAAAUAGGAGAAAAUGUGAGGCCAGAGUCCUCAUAAUAAAUGAAUACAUCAACUUCUUUCCCUAAAACAGAGGAAUGAAAGAUGGAUGACAAAGAGUCCUUGUUAUAGAUAAUGUUACGAGCACAUGUGCCAUAACCUUAGGCUUUAAGGUAGCAACUCAGAAGCAUGUGGAAUUCAGGCCUGUGUCUGAUUUCAUUUUCUAUUAAGAAAUGAAUUAAGGCCUGGACUGAAGGUGAACUGACACCCAGGUCAACUGCUCUGUGAAGGAGGAGGCAAUCCAGCAUUGGUUUUUGUUUUUGUUUUUUUGCAAAUUCAAUUUUUAUUGAUUUUAACAAUAGCAAUAUUAUCAUUGACAGCAUUGUAUUGUGAAAUGGGUACUCAAGGCCAGGCCUGAGCUAAUCAAUAUGCUAAAAUGUGACUCACUACCAGAUAAUGUCUGAGGAAGAGGCCAGAGGCUGAUCUCCCCUCUCCUGUUGCAAGAAAUCUAUGUUAAUCUUUGUCAGUGAUGGCUCUGCUAUGCCCAAAGGGGAUUACUCUGUUGCUGUCUAUAGAAAUUCCACCCUAGGAGAACACCUGUAGAUUUAGUCCUUCUACUAACACUUUAACACCUUUUGGGGUCAGACUGGCAAAUCGGGGAAGAUGCAAUUUGUAGCUCUGAGAUGCAGAUGUGCUUUGGGCAAUGUUCCCCCUCCCUUCUAAGCACACAGUUUACAGAAGAUGAGAUUCAGAUCUCUCUGGCCUGGCCAAUAUCCUGAAUAAUUAAAAGACAUUGUCCAGAAGGUAACAGCGUUGUCACCCCUUUUUGGGGACCCAGGAAAAGAGGAGAUUUGAAUAGAUUCUAUGAGAGAUCAAAGGAAAAUACACUAUAGAGAAUGAGGCUACUGGACAGAGAGUUAGCAGUCUUUUGCCUAUGGGCAUCUUGUGUCUACAUUCAAGAUCUGCUCACAAGCGAUCCCAGAGUUUGCUGCUAAGCCGCGGGGCAACAAGCAGGAACUCUGUCCAUGGACAGGAGCUGUCUGUGACUUCUACUGCGCAGUGAGAAGUCAAGACUUCCCCAGCCAUGGUGCUCUGACUCUCAGCCGUGAUCUGAGCAACUGCAACAACUCCUGUCUCCAGCCAGAGGCCUCGCUCCUUCAGCUGAAAGAUCCUGCGUUCUCAAGUCUCUCUGAUCCUGGUAAUAUGCCUCUACAAGCCUUGGGGUCUUUCUAUCUUCCCCCCUCCUUCUCCUUCCCGCCCUUUUUUCCUCUACUAACUCCUGAUCCACCCCCAAACCAUGCCAGCCCUCAGCCUUCCUCCCCGCCCUUUUCCGUCUGUAUCUGAAUUAUAUUAGGCUCUAGGAAGAUUUAAUACACACACAUAUGGUAGUUAGGAACACUGGUUGAAUAUUGGUGCUGGCUAGGAUGUUCUGUUUUAAAUGCUGUAAGUAAUAUAUUGAUAGAGUGUUCUGCUUUCUGCUCAGCUUGAUUGCUGCUGUUAUUCUUUUAUACUCAAUAAUGCCCAUUGAAUCCUUUUA